Caenorhabditis angaria is the source of this 2054-nucleotide messenger RNA. NCBI's taxonomy places the organism in Eukaryota, Metazoa, Nematoda, Chromadorea, Rhabditida, Rhabditidae. The record is from the annotation of a GenBank genome assembly.
AUGAUGGACACCGGCUUCAUCCACCACUAUUUCCCCCACAUUUUCGGCUAUCUCAGCUUCAUCGCCAAUUCUCUCUUCAUCUUCAUUUGCCUAAAAUGCACCCGGAGAUCAAUGGGAGCCUAUAAAUAUAUGCUCGUCAUGUUCGGCAUUUUUGAUAUGUGUUAUUCGACGGUGGAUAUGGUCGUUUCGAUGGGUUCACAUUCCGAAGGCAACACUUUUUGCCUUUUUAUUAGUGAUGGCCCGUUUUUUAAUGUGAGUUAGCCUAACUUCUAGGGUUUCUAGGUCAUAGUUUUCCGUGUCUAGACCUCGAAAAACCCCCAAGAUUUUUGGUUUCUUGGUGGUCUUCUGUCAUCAUAAUAAGCGAAAUGUCAUUUAGCCUAACUCGAAGCGAAAAAAAAUUAUAAUCAAAUUUCGUAUAGCCAAAAAAUUACCUGCUCGGCGAUAAUUCAAUUUUCGGAGGAGGAGGAAGUUAGACAUGCAGAGUGACUAGACAACUAGAGUUCUAAGAUAGUUAGAGACGCAGACAACUAGAGUCUAUAAAAGAUCUAAGGACGCAGAGAAAGGUCAGAAGGCUAGAAAAAGUUAGAGAGAAGUAAGAAACCUAGAGAUUCUCAGAAAGUUAUAGACGCAGAGAAAUUCGACAGCUAGAGUUCUGAGAUAGCUAGAGACGCAGAGAAAGGUCAGAAGGCUAGAAAAACGCAGAAAGGCGCCUUUGGAGUUCUAGGAUUAGAGAGGAAGAGGAAGUUAGACAUGCAGAAUGACUAGACAACUGGAGUCUAGAGACGCAGAGGUCAGAAACCUAGAGAUUUUCAGAAGGUUAGAGACGCAGACACUCCACAAUUUUUUGCAGCAAGUCGAAGCCGGUUUCACGGCUCUCUGCAUUCGCUGCAUGUUCUUCAGCCUAAGCUACGGUGUUCUCGAAGUUCACUUCAUCUACAGAUAUAUCGCUCUAAUCAAACCCUAUUAUCUUCAAAUCUUCACCAAUCCAAAAUGGAUCAUAGUGAUAAUACUGGGUGUUUUCACCCAAGGUGGCAUCUGGUUCUGUUCAGUUUUCAUUUUCCUGAAGGGCGACGAUGAAAUGCGAUCUUAUUUGGCUGAACCAAUUCGUCGAACUUAUGGAGUAGAUGUUUAUAAGAUCGCGAUUCUAGGAAGCACUUAUUGGGGAGCUUCGACUGAACUUAUUGUUAGAACUUCGAUUGGAAUCUUGAUUAUCACUGUGAUCUCGUGUUUUACGAUUAUAUUUUGUAUUUGGGUUGGAUGGACGGUAAGAACAUCGAGUCUAGAUUCAAAAUGAUCAGAGAUUCAAGCUGAAAUCGAAUUUCAGAUUCACAAGAAGCUGGGAGUUGUUCAAAUGUCAGUGAAUACCAAGAAAAUGCAUCGAAACCUGCUUCGCUCCUUAGCUGUUCAAACUUUCAUUCCAUUUGUUAUAAGUUACUUGCCGUGUACUUUAACCUGGACUGUUCCACUUUUACAUAUUGAUUCGAAGACGUGAGUUUCGAGCGGCUCUGCCGCGAGUGUAGACCGCAAGCUUCCGCGUAGUGGCCACGCCUUGUGAUGAAUAGCCGAGCGGCUCUGCCGCGAGUGUAAACCGCAAGCUUCCGCGUAGCGGCCACGCCUUGUGAUGAAUAGCCGAGCGGCUCUGCCGCGAGUGUAAACCGCAAGCUUCCGCGUAGCGGCUGGGGAUAAACCUAGAAUCUCAUUGUCAGCCAUAGCCUGUAAACCGCAAGUUUCCGCUUUCCGCAUUCACUUCAAAACAAAGCGACAAGCUCCUCUGCGUCCCUAACGCUCUCUAGUUCUCUGACUCUAGUCAUAUCUAGAUUCAAAUUAAUUCCUUGGCAUCCCAAAAAAUCCAGAAAAUGUUUUCCAGCCUAAACAACUACGCCGCAAUGGCCGUCUCAAUAUUCCCCUUCAUCGACCCGAUUGCAAUCAUUCUCCUUCUCCCCGAAUACCGAAACGCGUUAUUCAAUCUCAUCUGCUUCUGGAGAAUCAAAGACCGUGUUGGUCCAGAAGCAUCGUCUCAACAACAAAAAGGCAGUUCUAUGGGGAUGAUUUGA